UGGAGAAAUGAAAGCUGAACAUGUAGAACAUAAGAAUAUGGUCCAAAGAUUGAACUCUCAUGCUCAUUUUACCAGGCUGUCCAAUGAAUAAAGUGCGCUAAAACUGAAGGAGGUGGACUUCAUCAAAGGGAGGGUGAAUCCUACGAGUUGAGCUUCCUCCACAGCGAGUGAGAGAGCGUGAAGAAAAUCUUUACGAAGACUAGACUUUCCCAAAGUCUUUCCUCUCAGUCUCCGACUAGAACAUGGACAGGCUUCGGUGGAAACAUGCACAUCCAGCACCACUUCAUUUAUGGCACAGAAGAUGUCACAUUUGUUCCUGAAGUGACGGCUCGUUAGUUCUGCCCUUAAAGGAAAUCAACAUGGGAAAAGUGCAAUCGAAAGCCGGAGAUGUUUUCAUGGAGGCUGAGUGUAUUGGUGAAGUGGACAGAAACAAACAGGAGGGAGACACCUUUGAGGGCACAGCAGCGUCCAGCGCAAGACCUGGCGGCCCUAGAGAAACCUCCAGAGGCAUCUGCGACAAAAACGGGUGAGAGCGAGGCCUUCAACAUCACUGCCGGAAACCAGAAGCGCAGGAGGAGACGCCGCCAGUAUGGAGAGAAAGAGAAGGAAAGGCAGGUGAAGAGAAAGGUGAAGAAGGAGAGAGGGAUGAAUGCAGUAGGAAAAAAUAAAGACGAGGCUGACGAAGAAAGAGAGACACUUAACCCUGAAAAGAGAAAGGAUAGAGGACAUGCGCUGCAGAAAAAAAGAGAGAUGGAGAGUCUAGAAAUUGUGAUGGAGGGAGGAAGCGAGCAUAGAGAGGUUGGAGAAAAAAAGAAAAGGAAGAAAAAACUGAAGGAGCAAAAGACUACUGAGCCAACACCACGUCUUGUGGAGGCGAAACCUCUGCUCAUUCUAGUCACUCCUCCAGUGAGAGCUUCCUUACUGAAGCCAAUAGAAGGAAAACUUCCAGUGCUUUCAGGAGUCUGUGAAGACCUUCUUCCACCCGCUGCUCCCUUCAAGCCCCUGCCUCCAGUGACUAAACUGCCCGCGUGUCCUCAAAAUCCAGUUCCUGCACCAGAGGAAGUGUCUCUGCUAUGGCCUCCUCUUCAGGUGGAUCCUCCCGAGCCGCCGGCAGUUCCUCCACAUCCCACUCCAGCACCUGAAGAAGUGUUUUCCCUCCGACGCUCCCACCUGAGUCCUUCCAAACAACUGGUGGUGCCUCCGAGCCCCGCUCCUAAACAUGAAGAAGUUGUUGAUCUGCAACAUUCUUCAUCUCAGGUUUAUCCUUCCAGUCCCGUGGGACCUCAGCCGCCCACUUCUUCUCAGUUUGAGCCGCCUCCGCAACUCACGCUCAUUGACAUAGAGGAUGACAUAGAGUCAGAGUUCGCGGACUACACAGGGAACUAUCAGGCCUGGAACUUACCCAAGUCUGAAAGCCCCCGAUCGAUGGAGGCUGAAAUCAGACCGAGGAAGACGAUUGCUUGGUUGGAGAGUGACAGCGAGUUGCUAGAGGAAGUGGUAGAGGUCCAGGGAUGGCAUCUGGAUGGCGCCGCACAGAACAAAAAAGAGUUGGAGACCCAGCACAAUGCGAAGGUCCAGGAAGUGCCACAGAGCCGAAGAAAAGUGUCCCGCUUUCUGUUCGCCUGGGCAGAAAAGAAGACCAAGGAAAGGGAGGAGAAGAAAAUAUUGAAAGAGAAGGAGCAAAGAGAGAAAGAGUUGCUGCUUGAACGCUACAGAAAUGAUCCAAAACUGAAGCACUUGUUGUUUAAUAAGCACAACCGCCACUACUGCUCCGGAUGA
Molecule: messenger RNA, 1779 nt
Organism: Puntigrus tetrazona (Sumatra barb)
Lineage: Eukaryota; Metazoa; Chordata; Actinopteri; Cypriniformes; Cyprinidae
Product: protein enabled homolog
Exons: 5
Coding region: 388-1779 (463 amino acids)
Source: RefSeq, a predicted model, not a curated record